AUGAGUGAGGUUUCUAAAGAACGUGAGACAAGGGCUUUGUUUGUCGAGGAACCAACAAUACGUUUGGGUGGUAAGACCAACAAAGUCUUGAGAAGCGCCAUGAAAAGCCAGACCAAGAAGGCAUAUCAAGAAAAUGAACAGGAGCAAGUAGAAUCUUCUCCUUUACUUACCUCUACUCCACCAACCGUCUCUAAAGCAUUGGUGAGAUUGUACCCAUACCUCAUCAUUGCCGAUCGAGUUUUGAGUAUAACAACGUGGACCAACGAUGAUAUAUGGCCAAGUGUUUUGAUGGUAGUGGGCUACAUAACGACAGUCCUAUACUUUCAAAAUAUUUUGCGGUUUUUCGGGCAUCUCGUAUUUGUGGGGACAUUGUGGUGUUAUUCUCUUUUGGACUCUUUUGUGGAAGAAUCGAUUAAAGAUAAACCUACACUCGACGACAUUGUCCAUGUCAUUACUCGUGUGAAUGCUAAGGCCGAUUUGCUCCUAUCUCCUAUCGCUGUCUUGAACGGCAAUGACAUCAAGCGACUCCUGUUUACAACGGUUUUUCUAUCCCCCUUGUAUGUGAUAGUAACCUUAUUCAUUUUCCCUCCUCGUCGCUUGCUGUUGUUCGCUGGUGUUUAUUUACUAACCUAUCAUUCGUCGUGGUCAAGAGUUAGUCGAAAGUUGUUGUGGAAGUUCAAGCUUGUAAGGCUAUUGGUGUUUUACAUCACCGGCUUAGACUUGAGCGGGAUCAACAAGAAUCAGGGAAUAUUCGCUGCAGUUCAAAGCAAAGUCAAAAGUUUGUCAUCCAAUAGAAGAAGUACCGAGGAUGGGAAACCUAUCAGAUUCACUUACGUGAUUUACGAAAAUCAAAGAAGAUGGCUAGGAAUUGGGUGGACUUCGAACAUGUUGAGUUACGAAAGAGCAGCUUGGACCGAUGAAUUCAUUAAUGAAGCUCCAUCCCCGGAGCAAUUUAAGCUCCCUGAGGAAAACAUGGGGAUGACAUGGAGAUGGGUAGAUAGGACAUGGAGGCUUGACAUGACCAAUGACGGCGCUAUACAGCUUCCCAGCUCACGUUCGAGGACAACGGCGCAACCCAACACAGACGACGGAUUCAUUUACUACGAUAACACUUGGAAGAAACCUUCCACGGAGGAUUCUUUCUCGAAAUAUACGAGAAGGAGAAGAUGGAUACGGACUGCUGAAUUAUUAAAGUGUGAUGCUUUCGACAUCAAUAAUUUGACCAGCGCCACGAGCGUCGCAGAUGUAGCCGCACAAGCCGUGGAGGUCUCCGGGGACACAAAGGCAAGGGCAGAGGGCGUAGAGCAACCAUCGACCAUUUUGGAAAACGUGAAAGAGCUGGAAUCUUAUAAACGCAAAGUUUCCUUCAAUGAUCAAAACGAUGUGCAUCUAAUCACUCCUGUGGAGGAAGUCGGCUUCCAACGAUUGCCACAAUCUGUCGUUGAUGAUGAAGAGGAAGAAAGUAGGGAAGAUAAUGGUGAAGAAGAAGAAGAAGAAGAAGAAGGAGAGGACAAAAGUGGAGGGCAGGAGAAUGGUGAACUCGACGAGGUGCCGACUGAUGAAAAAGACGCAUCCUCUCCCACUGACCUGGUGACGGGCACCGAAGUUGACAAGACUGCUGGAAACAUAGGGACGUUGAGCUCGCAGGGCCAGAAGACCUUGGACGUUUGUACAACUAUCGAUGGGCCCGCGGUCGCCAAGAAUAAAAAAGAUGUUUGA
Lachancea dasiensis is the source of this 1719-nucleotide messenger RNA. NCBI's taxonomy places the organism in Eukaryota, Fungi, Ascomycota, Saccharomycetes, Saccharomycetales, Saccharomycetaceae. The record is from the annotation of a GenBank genome assembly.